AUGAUGAAAACAAACGAGCAGGAAGCGGGCAAAGCAUGGCUGUAAAGGUCACACAGGAACACAGGGUGACAGGGUGUUCUUCAAUUCCUGCCGGUACGCAAUUGUCCCGCAGGUCAGAUCGGCACGAGUUGUGUGUUGUAGCUGGUGGCGUAGUUGCAAUUCUACUCAACUCAAUCGAACUACGGCAUCAAAUGGAAACGAUUUUAAUGCGUCGGGCUGGCGGCAUCAUAACAUGAUGCUGGAACUACUAACACAUAAUCGUGAGAUGACGCAAAACGCCGUACGCAUCGGUGCACUUGAGAAACGUGAAGGACCACACCGCACACACCACACUCCCCACCUGGAGGACGCCUUCACGCCCCUUCGGUACGUCACAAUUCGUACGGGCAAGCGAUUUAUUGGAGGGCGAAACAAUUACGCGUGUGGCCAUGGAAAAUUGGAUAUCGAAAUCCGAACAUCACGUGCCUGGACCGGUACCGGCAAGUCAACAAACAGAGGAAAACGCUACAAUGCAACACAAAACAACUGCGGCCUGGUACAUAGGGCCAGCCGCUGCGAGUAGUAGGGCACACGCGAAUACACCAACAAGCCCUGCGCUGCGCUGCGCUAUGCUCUAUGUGUGUGUUAUUUAAUGUAUUUUGUUUAGUUCCCCCCAUCUUUCCUGCCUCCUCCAACGCGAUCCUCUCGGCAUCUGGGAUUGGCAGUGCCACGCGCCCGUUUGGUGGAUGCAUUCAGCGAUGACGCUGAACGGGCGGCGGCACCCUUCGUCGAUCGGCAUGAGAUGCUGGCGAGCGUGUUCCAGAGUUCGGUAUGACACACAAAGAUUACAGCACAUUGGAUUUAAGGUUCUAUUUUUGGUUGCACAAAAAUACGCUUCACCUUGUGUGUUAGUGCUUUAAAGUAGUGUCGGUUCGGCAAAGCCUCUCCAACAAUCAACAGGUUGUACGACGAUACGUGACAUUUGCUUGCGGUGGUUCAUCUGCCCACCACACUCAAUCUCAGACCCAUUCCGCUCUAUUAUUGAGAUGCAUGAUCGCACCGAUGCAUUGCACAAUCUGAGAUGCUCGGGUUCGUCUAUCUGACAUUUUGACUUGAAACGAUUUUGAAGUGUAUUCCUUCGUGCGACUGCAUCCUUUCUCUUUUGGUAUAUCACGAUUUUUUCGAUGUUAAGGGCAGGCAAAGAUACACACAUCGGUGAACACUCCGGGUCGCCGUGUCAGAAAUAUAGCAUUUUUAAGUGUUUAUGUUCAUAUGUAUGUGUAUGUGGGUAAGAUACAUGGAAUUGGAUACUUUUACAUUCUCGUCUUGAAGCGGCUAAAACAUAAAAAGAAGAUCUGCUGACAUUCGGAGGAGCAACAAAAAUAAAUUGAGGUGCGUUGUUGAAAACUGUAAAAAUCAAAUAAAGCAGCACGAGCAGCAGUCGCGCGGUUAAGACGCCGGGCAACGAUCACGUGCGGAUCGCCCGAGGUAUCGUUUCG
Messenger RNA from Anopheles arabiensis, 1478 nucleotides. RefSeq lists its product as uncharacterized. Bases 233 to 562 code for a protein of 109 amino acids. Lineage: Eukaryota; Metazoa; Arthropoda; Insecta; Diptera; Culicidae. The record is from RefSeq and is a predicted model, not a curated record. The transcript is spliced from 3 exons.